AUGGAGGAGGGUAUUCCUUCUUUUGUUCUGUAUAUUCUAAACUUUGUUGAUUUUGGAGAUGUCAACGUUGAUUUCCAAACCACAACUAUUCAGCUUGGUCUUCAUCAAGCUUGUUAUGAAAUGAAAGAAAUUUUUUAUGAAGCUUUAGAUUUGAAGAAUGUCCUUCACUCCUAUCCUGACACUCAACUCCGCAUAGUAGAUCAUUUCUAUGACUUGAUUACUCAUAAGUAUUCAUUGUUCAGUGUAUUGGAGGGAGAUAAGUUGGUCAUCCAAGCUUUGAAGGAGAAAUUGAAUUCUUUGGAUCUGCUGAGCAAAUAUGAUGACUCAAGUUUUGGGAAUUGA
Molecule: messenger RNA, 342 nt
Organism: Lactuca saligna
Lineage: Eukaryota; Viridiplantae; Streptophyta; Magnoliopsida; Asterales; Asteraceae
Source: the annotation of a GenBank genome assembly